AGCUAAUGUCAUAUUCAGUACCAAAACACCCAACAGGUGUAAAGGGGGUGGAAAUUCAUUUCUCCAGUACACGUACUAAAAUCUUAUAUGCACACACGGACUUAAUAAUAGGGGAAUCAAACGUCUCUGUCUAUGACACUUUCUGCCCCGAAAUUUCAAACUGACAGACAGACAAUUUGUACUAGCAAAGAUUUGAUCUUACCUGUUUGUUGGUCGUCUAGUGCUUUUGAUUCAGGAUUAUGAUGUCAACAAGGGUACAAAUCAAACCGGUAGGACCCU
Messenger RNA from Rubroshorea leprosula, 279 nucleotides. NCBI's taxonomy places the organism in Eukaryota, Viridiplantae, Streptophyta, Magnoliopsida, Malvales, Dipterocarpaceae. The record is from the annotation of a GenBank genome assembly.